Penicillium daleae is the source of this 849-nucleotide messenger RNA. Its product is annotated as Yip1 family protein. Gene Ontology annotation, cellular component: Golgi apparatus; membrane. Gene Ontology annotation, molecular function: small GTPase binding. NCBI's taxonomy places the organism in Eukaryota, Fungi, Ascomycota, Eurotiomycetes, Eurotiales, Aspergillaceae. Bases 1 to 849 code for a protein of 282 amino acids. Gene Ontology annotation, biological process: vesicle-mediated transport. The transcript has 5 exons. The record is from RefSeq and is a predicted model, not a curated record.
AUGGCGAACCGGGGUUACGACGUGGUUGUAGACGUGGACGCCGAGGGCGACCUCGGGCAUACCGACCUGCAAGAGGACCUUGAAUUCCACCCAUCCAACUUUGAAAAUGACCAAGGCAGCGCCAAAGCGGCAGCUCUUCGCGCGGCCGCGACCGGUCCCCCUGGCGGCACCCCGACCAAGCACAGCUGGUGGUCAAUCCACUACUACGAACGAUUCUUCGACGUCGAUACAAACGAGGUGCUGCGUCGCUGCAUGGCUGCGCUCUACCCGCGCUCAAACUUUCUGGACGUUCUCGAGGGCCACGCCGACCUUUACGGACCUAUCUGGAUCGCGACUACCGUCGUGGUCAUUCUGUUCCUGACUGGAACUAUCUCGCAGUGGUUGUCGAAUAACGAUGAUAAGCAUUUUGAGUAUGACUUUACUCUGCUGUCUGGUGCGGCGGGUUUGAUCUACGGGUACACUGGCAUCCUGCCCAUUGCGCUGUGGGGUGCGCUGCGGUGGUUCGGAAGCUCGACGGCUGACCUGAUCGAGUGCUGGGCACUGUACGGAUACUCGAACUUGGUCUGGAUUGGUGUUGCCCUUGUUAGCUGGAGCCCGCUGACUGCGCUGAACUGGGCGCUCGUUGGUGUUGGCUUUGCGUGGACGGUCUUCUUCCUUCUGCGGAACCUGUACCCGGUCUUGAACGCUACGGAUGCCAAGGCUAGCAAGAUCUUGUUGAUCCUGGUUGUCGUUCUACAUGCAGGCCUGGCUAUUGCUAUCAAGAUCCUCUUCUUUGCGCACGCGAGCCCGGUGUCGAAGAAGAACAAGGACAAGGAUCAAGAAGAAGACAAGCAGCGGAUGAUGUUCUAG